AUGUCUGCCUCUGCUGUUUCACUUCAGGCAAAAGUUCUUUGUUCUGUCACAAUGAAAAUAGCUGCAUUCAACGUGCAGAACCUGGGACCAAAAAAAGUCAAAGACGACUUUGUUGUUGGCAAACUUGUCAAGAUCAUGGCUCGGUACACUGUGAUAGUGAUACUGGAGGUGCAGGGUAAAGGAAACACCGUGGUGAAGAGGUUAAAGAAGGAACUCAAUGAAACUCAAGACCAUCCCUAUGAGGUGAUCUGCAGCGAAGGUCUGGGUCGAAACUCCCACAAUGAGAAAUAUGCCUUUUUCUACAGAGAAGACGAAGUUGAGCUCAUAGAUCAAUGGCAGUAUGAGGAUGAGCAAGAGGGGGAUGAGGACGCCUUUGCCCGAGAGCCCUUCAUCGUGCGUUUUAAAUGUCCCAAAGCAGCUGUGGAAGACCUGGUCCUGAUUCCAAUCCACACCAAGCCAGACGAUAGUGAGAAGGAGAUUGACGAGCUUGACGAUGUGGUCAGAGAAGUCGAGGAACACUGGGACACCGAAAACAUCAUGAUUUUGGGGGACUUCAAUGCAGAUGGACGCUAUAUGUCCAGAAGAAAGCUCGACAGGAGCCACCUCCGGUCUGAGUGUUACCACUGGGUCAUAGAUGAUGAUGAAGACACCACAGUAAGCGGAAGUAAUGACCACACCUACGACAGGAUCGUGGUGUAUGGGGAAGCCUUGAAGGACGCCAUAGUGGCAAAUUCUGGCAAGCCUUACAACUUCGAGAAAGCGUUGAGGCUGAGUAAUGAAAAUGCUCUCCGUAUCAGUGACCAUUACCCUGUGGAGGUGAAGUUGAAGGCAAAAAGACGCAGGUCCUAAAGGUCAAGCCAGGUGAAUCUCGGACAAAAGCCAUAGAAAAAAGGAACUCGGUCGGUCGGUCGGCCUGUCUGUCUGUCUGUCUGUCUGUCUAUCAAUGUAUCUAUCAA
Menidia menidia (Atlantic silverside) is the source of this 956-nucleotide messenger RNA. NCBI's taxonomy places the organism in Eukaryota, Metazoa, Chordata, Actinopteri, Atheriniformes, Atherinopsidae. The record is from the annotation of a GenBank genome assembly.